Molecule: messenger RNA, 8944 nt
Organism: Mus caroli (Ryukyu mouse)
Lineage: Eukaryota; Metazoa; Chordata; Mammalia; Rodentia; Muridae
Gene: Wnk3
Product: WNK lysine deficient protein kinase 3
Biological process (GO): protein phosphorylation
Molecular function (GO): ATP binding; protein serine/threonine kinase activity
Source: RefSeq, a predicted model, not a curated record
UCAAAAAUCGGUUAGCUCCCUCUCCCAUCCCUUCUUUGGUUGUUGCCCCCCCUCCCCCGCGCGCACUGAGGUCCUGGGGGCGGGGGGGCUGCGGUGGUAUAUGCCAUGGCCGGUGCCCUCUCAACGUAACCAGGAGACAGUCCAUCAGGAUUCUCUGGCUUCAGUACGCGUGCGCCCGGUCAGCUGCGGGGCGAGCGCGAGCUUGGGCUCGCACCCUGCUCCCCCUAACCCCGCCCGCUCAUCCCCUCACCGCGGUCGCUGGCUCGGUGGGCUCGCGGGGAGACGCGCGCACGCGCACAGGACUCGGAGACGAGCCGGAGACACCGAGGAGGGGAGUGAGAAGCAUCGGAGGAGGCGUUAGAGGAGGAGAUUGCUAUGGGAAUAUAUGACCAUAUAAAAGGAAGUACACUCUGAUAAUUCUCAUACCUGAGAUGUAAGUAGACUGAAGCGUGAAACAAGAAAAAAUUUAGUGCCAACCUUAGUUACAAUGGCCACUGAUUCUGGGGAGCCAGCUAGCACAGAAGAUUCUGAGAAGCCUGAUGGAGUUUCCUUUGAAAACAGGGCUGCCCGGGCUGUUGCCCCUCUGACUGUAGAAGCGAGAAUAAAGGAAAAAUACAGUACCUUGUCUGCUUCCGGGGAAAACAUCGAAAGAAAGAGGUUUUUCCGAAAGAGUGUUGAGAUGACAGAAGAUGACAAAGUUGCCGAAUCUUCCCGCAGAGAUGAAAGAAAAGCUGCAACAAAUAUUUCAAGAGUAGAUAAAGUUCCUACAAAUGUGCUGAGAGGUGGGCAAGAAGUUAAAUAUGAGCAAUGUUCAAAGGCAACCUCAGAAUCCUCAAAAGAUUGCUUCAAGGAGAAAACUGAAAAGGAAAUGGAAGAAGAAGCAGAAAUGAAGGCUGUUGCAACUUCCCCUAGUGGCAGGUUCCUGAAAUUCGAUAUAGAGCUGGGAAGAGGAGCAUUUAAAACGGUAUAUAAAGGAUUGGACACUGAGACAUGGGUUGAAGUUGCUUGGUGUGAACUACAGGACCGCAAAUUAACUAAAGCUGAGCAGCAACGGUUCAAAGAAGAAGCAGAGAUGUUGAAAGGCCUCCAGCAUCCCAAUAUAGUUCGAUUCUAUGAUUCAUGGGAGUCCACUUUGAAAGGGAAGAAAUGUAUUGUGUUAGUGACUGAACUAAUGACAUCAGGAACCUUAAAGACGUACUUAAAACGAUUUAAAGUCAUGAAACCAAAGGUCUUAAGAAGCUGGUGCAGGCAAAUUUUAAAAGGAUUGCAGUUCUUACACACAAGGACGCCUCCUAUUAUUCACCGGGAUCUGAAAUGUGACAACAUUUUCAUCACAGGACCCACUGGAUCUGUGAAGAUUGGUGAUCUGGGACUUGCAACCUUAAUGCGCACAUCGUUUGCUAAGAGUGUCAUCGGCACUCCUGAAUUUAUGGCUCCGGAGAUGUAUGAAGAACACUAUGAUGAAUCUGUAGAUGUUUAUGCUUUUGGAAUGUGUAUGUUGGAAAUGGCUACUUCGGAGUAUCCAUAUUCUGAGUGCCAGAAUGCAGCACAAAUAUACCGUAAAGUAACCAGUGGCAUAAAACCAGCCAGCUUCAAUAAAGUCACAGACCCUGAAGUGAAAGAAAUAAUUGAAGGAUGUAUUAGACAAAACAAAUCUGAAAGGUUAUCUAUCAAGGACUUACUAAACCAUGCAUUCUUUGCUGAGGAUACUGGACUGAGGGUGGAGUUAGCAGAGGAAGAUGAUUGCUCAAAUUCAUCCCUGGCUCUAAGACUCUGGGUUGAAGAUCCUAAGAAAUUAAAAGGCAAACAUAAAGACAAUGAAGCUAUUGAAUUCAGUUUCAACUUAGAAGCAGAUACACCUGAGGAAGUAGCGUAUGAAAUGGUCAAGUCUGGAUUCUUCCAUGAAAGUGAUUCCAAAGCUGUUGCUAAGUCCAUUAGGGACCGAGUGACAGUGAUUAAAAAGAUAAGGGAAAAGAAGCCUGCUGGAUGCUUGGAGGAACGCAGGGAUUCCCAGUGCAAGUAUGUGAGGAAUGUACUUCCUCAACAGCAGACUGCAACUUUACAACCUACUCCUGGUCCACACACUGCAGCUGAGUGUGAAGAAACAGAAGUUGAUCAACAUGUUGGAAAGCAGUUUCUACAGGGCAAACCACAGCAGCAGUCCUCCUCUGUUAGGGGUGACACUUCAUCUGAGCCAGCAGCUGGACCAGUUCUGCAUUCAGAUACUUCAAGUCAUCCCACUGUAGCCUAUUCUUCAAACCAGACAACUAGCUCUCAGGAGCAGCCAAAGCUGACUCAGUCCCCAGUUUUGCCUGUGGUUCCAGGUCAGUCCUCUGUUAUGCCCAUAUAUGCUGCUGGAGUUGGAGUUGUUUCACAGUCCCAAAUCUCUCCCUUAACUAUCCAGAAGGUCUCACAGAUAAAGCCUGUAUCCCAACCAAUUGGAGCUGAACAACAAGCAACUCUUCAAAAUCCAGAUUUUGUUCGAAGUAGCUUGAAUCAAGAUGUGACAUCUGUGAAAGAAAACACCAAUAACCCUGAUACCCCAAGUGGAAAUGGCAAACAGGAUCGGAACAAACAACGAAGAGCCUCCUGUCCCCGGCCAGAGAAGGGGACUAAAUUCCAGCUUACUGUCCUUCAGGUCUCAGUCUCUGGAGACAACAUGGUGGAGUGUCAGCUGGAAACACAUAACAACAAGAUGGUGACAUUCAAGUUUGAUGUUGAUGGUGACGCACCUGAGGAUAUCGCUGACUAUAUGGUUGAAGAUAACUUUGUGCUGGAAAAUGAGAAAGAAAAAUUUGUCGAGGAAUUGAGGGCUAUCGUAGGUCAAGCCCAGGAGAUCCUUCAUGUCCACUCAGCUGUAGAAAAAUCUAUUGGUGUUGACUCUGUUGCCUUGGAAUCUAACAGUAACCAAACAGGAUCAUCUGAACAAGUACUGAUAAAUUCUGCAUCCACUCAAACUAGCAAUGAAUCUGCUCCUCAGUCAUCCCCAGUUGGUCGCUGGCGGUUUUGUAUCAACCAAACAAUAAAAAAUCGUGAGGCACAGUCUCCUCCUUCCCUUCAGCCUUCCGUGGCCAUGGUGCCUGGGUUACAUCCAUUUCCUAGUUCAAGAAACACAAGUAAUCAGGCAAUAUCACAGAACACAGUGUUCACUAUAGAGAAUAAUCCAGGCCAUCGUGAACUUUUCACCUCCAAAUUAGAGCACAAGGAUGUGGUUGAUGGUAAGAUUUGUGAACAUGCUAGUGUAGAAACUGAGCAGCCAAGUAUUUGCUAUCAAGUGGAAGAUGACAGACAGAUCAUGACACCAGCUACUGAUAAUUCCAAUUAUUCUGCUACUUUGGUGUGUCCAGUUCCAGGUGAAUGUGAGGCACUCACCAGCCAAGCAGGCAUGUUCAUGCCUACAUAUCCAAAUCAGCAAGCUGCUGUUCUGGCUGAUGUGCAUAUGGCCUAUCCUGGUGAAGCAGUUCCGAUUGGUGGUAAUGCUGGUCUUACAUCAGUACUUGUAUCUUCUGAGCAAAAGCCUCAAUCCUUGUCAGUACAGCAGCCAACUAUAGAUGCAGAGUUUAUUUCCCAAGGAGAAACCACAGUAAACACCGAAACAAGUUCUCCUAAGGCAGUCAUUGCCACUCAGACUCCUGGCUUUGAACCAGCUGUGAUUCUACCUGCAACUAUCCUGGAAUCAGAUGGGGAACGACCUCCAAAAAUGGAGUUUGCAGACAACCGAAUUAAAACACUGGAUGAAAAAUUAAGAAACCUGCUCUAUCAGGAGCACAGCAUUUCUAGCAUCUGUCCUGAGAGUCAGAAGGAUACUCAAAGCAUAGACUCUCCAUUUUCUUCCUCUGCUGAAGAUAUACUAUCCUAUUCAAUGCCAGAAGUCAUAGCCAUCAGUCACUGUGGGAUUCAAGAUAGCCCUGCACAAUCCCCAAAUUUCCAACAAACAGGCUCUAAGAUUCUGUCCAAUGUGGCUGCAAGUCAGCCUGCUCAUAUAUCAGUGUUCAAAAAAGACCUGAAUGUGAUAACUUCUGUACCCAGCGAGUUAUGUUUACAUGAGAUGUCCCCAGAUGCUUCACUUCCAGGCGAUCCAGAGGCCUAUCCUGCUGCUGUGUCAAGCGAUGGAACCAUUCAUCUGCAGACAGGAGGUGGAUAUUUUGGCCUAAGCUUUACUUGUCCUAGUCUCAAAAAUCCUAUUAGCAGGAAAUCCUGGACUCGAAAAUUAAAAAGCUGGGCAUACAGGCUACGGCAGUCAACCAGCUUUUUCAAGAGAUCAAAAGUCCGUCAAGUGGAAACAGAAGAUAAAAGAUCAGCAAUUGCUUCUGAUCCCAUUCCUCUGACACGGGAGUUCUCAUCUGAUACUAGGGCUUUGAGUAGAUGUAAAGCCAUGAGUGGAUCAUUUCAGCGGGGUCGGUUCCAGGUGAUUACUGUUCCUCAGCAGCAGCCAGUAAAAAUGAUGUCUUUUGGGAAAGAACACAAACUGCCAUUCAAGAAAACACCAGUCCAGUCUAAUGAGCAAGCACUAACCUUUGCUGAAGCUGCAGUGUCGCAGUUGAUCGAAGUGGAGCCUGCCAUGCCCACUCAUAAAUCUUCAGUUUCUUCAUGCAAGUUACGAACUCUUUAUGAAACCUUUAAAGAAGAUAAAGGAGAUCCUGAACAAGGUGACAUCUUAUCUUAUAGCACAGCUUGUGAGACCAGUGUCUCUUCAGUCGCUACAGAAAAGAAUGUGGAAGUAACUUCAACCACAGAACUUAGUGUGCAGUCUGGGUCUGAACUGUUAGAUAAAGAAAAAAAUGAGUCAACUCCUGGGAAACAGACAUGUGCAAAUGAAUUUUCAGCCACUCUUGCUGGUAAUGGAAAGUCAGUGACAAAAACUCGUCCAGAGGCUGAUCAGUAUUUACCACUCCGUGAAGAGCAAGCCUAUGGUCAAACACAGAAUUCACUCUUCUAUUCUCCAUCUUCCCCAAUGAGCAGUGACAAUGAAUCAGAAAUUGAGGACGAGGAUUUGAAAGUGGAGCUUCAAAGAUUACGAGAAAAACACAUUCAAGAGGUGGUCAGUCUUCAAACACAACAGAAUAAAGAGCUACAGGAGCUCUAUGAACGCCUUCGAGCAACUAAAGACAGCAAAGCGCAAUCUUCAGAGGUUCCUUUGUCACCUGCAUCGCCACGCAGGCCAAGAUCUUUCAAAAGCAAACUUCGAAGCCGCCCCCAGUCCAUGGCACAUUCAGACAAUCUCGUUGUAAAAGAUGCCCUGGGUGUGGAGAGUAAUACCGUGUCAUGCCAGCAAUCUCCAGCCAGUAAGAAGGGGAUGUUCACAGAUGAUUUACACAAGCUGGUGGAUGACUGGACAAGAGAAACAGUAGGGCAUUUUCCUAGUAAGCCAAGUUUAAACCAACUCAAACAGAGCCAACAAAAAUCCGAAGCAGAAAACUGGAACAAGUCAUGUGAAAGUACUCCAUCUACUAUGGGAUACACGUCAAACUGGAUUUCUUCUCUCUCCCAAAUUCGUGGAGCUGCCCCAACUUCCUUGCCACAAGGACUCCCACUCCCUUCAUUUCAUGGGCCAUUAGCAUCAUAUGGAAUGCCUCACGUUUGUCAGUAUAAUGCUGUGGGUGCCGCAGGUUAUCCAGUACAGUGGGUAGGAAUUUCUGGAACAGCACAACAGUCUGUAGUGCUUCCUACCCAAUCUGGGGGACUCUUCCAGCCAGGGAUGAAUUUGCAGUCAUUUCCAGCUCCACCAGUGCAGAAUCCAGCUUCAAUCCCUCCUGGUCCUAAAUGAAUCCAAGUUGAUGCUGAAGGAAGGGGAGAGAACUUUCAGAACACCUGUGAUGCUACACUUUCUUCUUGAGUUCUGCCGUAUUUUCUCUCAUUCGUGUCUACUUUAAACUGUGUUUUUUGUUGUUCCAAUGUGAUAUUUGAUACAGCUCAUCUUUCUGUAGUUAAUGUGCAAUUUGCACAAAGAAUACUACACACAGAAAUGUUUUUUCACUUCAACUCCUAUCCUCUUUGAUACUUGAUUUUUAAAAAAAUACUGUUCCGAAUGCUUUACUAGCACAGCUUAAGUGUUACCAUUUCCAAGACACCUUCCAUGUGUUGCGGAGACGCGCUCACCCCGCCUAACCUCUUUUUUAUGCUGCUACCAGCAGUUGUGUGAGACCUCUCUUUAACAUGUGUAAAAAAAGUAUGUGGAUUGGUUCUCCCCAAAUGUGGAUGACGUAAGACCCUCCAAUAGCCAGUCUUGUGGGAUUCGUCAUGUCUGUCUUAGUUUUUACUUUUCACAGAAGGCAGUAACUGGCUGCAGGAUAUGUUUUGAUGUAUAAAUGUAGUAGACUUUUGUCAAGCAGUACAAAACCUGAGUGUUUUUAAUGUGAUUUUCUCCCCGUCAUCACAGCAGGAGGAGUGAGGGCUUGUUCGGAGUGAGGCGGAGGGAAAGGCAAAAGCAGAACUGUAACAGUUCCUUGAAUCUACAGCUACUAGAGCUGAUUCUGGGUUUCAGUAAUAACCCAGAGCGGCCAUCUUUUCUCAUGUGCACACCACUUUGGUUUUGAGCAUCCAAAAGGCACUGGUUUGGCUUGCAUUCUUUUGCUAGGCCCUGCAGCUGAUAUAAAUCUCAUUUGGGGGGUAAUCCUUGCAAUCCUAACCAAGGAGAUUCAGGUUAACACUUCUGUUAAUCCAUUCUUCUAAAGUGAAAUGUACUUGACACACUAGGGUUUGUAGCUUUUGAGACUUUUGCAUAAAACACUGGCUUUACAGGGUUCUAAGAGAUGUAGGAUACACACUGUCCUGCAGUGAAAUAGUACACCCUAGGAUGAUAUUAUUUAAAUUGCCUUUAACCUUUUUUGAUGACAAUGUUUGGGUUGUUAUCAUUUCUUACUAGUGUCUAUAGAGUUAGAACAUUUUAGAUCUUAGAUGCGUUUGUCAGCCUCUUGAGAAUUUGAGAGACUUCACUGUCAAGUUGCACUUUACUGGGUUUUAUCCAGUUUUUGGAGGAAGGGAGGCAGUGUCAAAAUGUACACCUUUGGUUUUUAGGAAGGUUAACUUUAGUAAUCUUAAGCGCUAGUCACAGGGUUACCCAAUUUUCAGUCUGUGAAACCCAAAUAGAAUUUUUACUUGGUUUAUAUCAACCCCUCUGUAUACAUGUUCAAAUGACUUACCAUUCAUUGAAACUUUGAAAGUCCUUUCAAAUACAUGUUUUCCUAUUUAGGAAUUCUCUUGGUAACCAUUCCAGACUGUGGUCUUUGUUUCUGUUAACCAAUUUUCCUCCAUAUUCCUCUAAACCCUACCCCCAUGGGCUUGCCGGGAAGUGAGAAAACUUAAUGUAUGUGCUUUUUUCAUACAAUUUCAUACGUUGUGACAUUCAGUACCCUUCUUAAAAGUUGUCUUACAUUGCUUACCUAAAGACCACACCUGUCAUCACAUUUUUAUCACUGUUUCUGGGGGCACUCCGUGGAUUGCUAUUGGUAAGAGCCACAGUUUCUUUUCCUAAGCUAGCAUGUUUUGGAUGAGACCAGAUCAUUUGCACGGAUUCCUCAAAUUCCUUCCAUGGUAUUGCUUUGCAUUUGAAGUGAUUUUUAAGCUAUUCAUGUAGUGCAGUUGCUUGCAUUGUAGUGUUUUCCACAAUGCUCCUAAACCCUAUAGUUCUUUAAAACUGUUUCAUUAUCAGUUGGUUCUGUGUAAUUGUAUUGGGCUAAAUAUCUGUAAGGUGAAAUACUACAGGUUUUGAGACUGGAUCUCCUCUAGUUGCAAUCCUUUUAAACAGUGCCCCAUGGUGAAAACAAAUUCCACAGAUGACAUGUACAAUUCCAUUUACUAAUGGCUGCUCUACAUAGUAUGUCCUGUGUUUUGUUACACAUCUCAGUUUUACAUAUAAUUCAUUGUUCUUGUUUGCCUGCAGAUGUUUGCAGUGCCUUGUAAUAUUUAGAAUCUUUUCAGGUUUUGCUGGAAAGAAAAGUCAUCUUCUAAAGUUUGAAGAUGGAACUAGUGUACUGCUGUCUCCAUGCUGACUGCAGUAUCUGGGUUAACAUAUAUGUUACAUAUACAUUAUGCAUAUGUAAUGUGUAGAAGUUAAAGCUUACAAAAAAAGGGAGUGUGCAGAAAUGAAAACAGUGCUAUUCACUUUGCUGUGGGGUUUUCUUUACUUUCCCUCAUUGCUUUUUGAUUUGAUUCAGAUUAUAGUCACUUUGAUUGUAAAUAAUGAUUAGUUUUCUAGGUGGGAAUUUUGUAUUGUUUCAUAAUUUUGAUAAGUCUUAUAAUCAUGCUGUUUCCAUUCUUGCCUGAGGUACUUUUCUUCCCCCAUAAAUAAUGAAUUCCAGAUAACGCUCAGAAGUACCCUUUUUCUUUAACAAAAAGCCUAGUCUAUAUAAUAAGCCUUCUGUUCAUUUCUAGAAAGUGCACAAACCUAUCCUUUUUGCUUUUUCUUGUAAGCAACACAAAGGUUGCACUUAGCCACCAUCUUGUAAAGUUUCCUUGUGAAAUAGUUGGUAUGUCCACCCAUUCUGUUUCCCCCUCCAAGCGCACAUCUGAUGAGCAGUGUUGUAUACUCAUGUGUGAUGACAUGAGCAAGUCACCAUGAAGCACUGCUCUUGGGUCUGUGGAGUUGGGUGUAACAGAAGACUGGAACCAGUACUGCUGUAUUCAGUGCAGAACCCUCCAUAUACCUGGAGCAGUCUUGAAUCUAAGCAAUUUGCUGUAGUUUCACAAAUAUCCCUGCAGUUUUCAUCUCUUCCUUGCUUAUACCAAGCAGAAGUUCUAAUAGUUUGACAGGAAACCUAACUGUGAACGUUUAAAAGGCACUUCCGCUGUGAUUUUUGGGUUGAGUGUAGAGUGUUUUCUAAGGUCUGAUGCAAUGUUAUCAUCUGAAAACCCCAGAUCUACUGGCAGUCCAGUUACUUUUGUUUAUCUACCUCGUUUUUCAGUACUGUUUUAGGUGCACAAGUAAAUGUUGCCUGUGAAACUU